Candidula unifasciata is the source of this 834-nucleotide messenger RNA. The record is from the annotation of a GenBank genome assembly. NCBI's taxonomy places the organism in Eukaryota, Metazoa, Mollusca, Gastropoda, Stylommatophora, Geomitridae.
AUGAUACAGACAGGGAGAGUUUUCCUGGGUUUGCACGAGUUAAGGACAGUCCGUUUCUACAAGGGUUUAAUGUGUGAGUUUUUGGGCGGUUGUAUUUUAAUUGUGUGUGGUUGCGGUGCCUCACUUACUAUGGAAGCUGGGAAACCACCGAGCACUGUGACCCGGGCGUUUGUUGCUGGCAUGACAAUAGCCAAUAUUGUGUGGACAUUGAACCAUGUCAGCGGCUCUCAUAACAAUCCGGUGAUAACUUUUGCUUUCAUGAUUUCAGGAAUAGUGUCUGUAACUAAGACAAUAGGAUAUAUCAUAGCUCAGUGUCUGGGAACUAUGACCGGUGCCGCUGUUGUCUGGUUCUUGGUGCCACCUUCAUGGAGGGGAAACCUUGGCAGUACUGUCUUUCAUGAAGAUGUAACACUUGUCCAGGGAUUUUUCAUCGAGUUCAUCAGCACAUUCAUCCUAAUGAUGGGCGUGUUCGCAACCGCAGACAGAUACCGGACUGACCACUCGGGCUCGCUGCCGCUGACCAUCGGCUUGAUAAUAUUCAUGAGCAACGCUUGGGCUGGCAAGCUGACCGGAUGUAGCAUGAACCCCGCUAGGUCUUUUGGGCCAGCUGUCGUUUCGGGAUCAUGGAAUCAUCAUUGGGUUUACUGGGUGGCCCCAUUUGCUGGGUCCACAUUUGGAUCACAGCUGUACCGCUAUGCUCUGGCAGAGUCGCCCCAGGAGGCCGACACCAGCAUCCACGUCAAUCGUAGAGACCCCCACCACAAAAAGCCCUCCUACUUGAGAAAGUUCACAGACAAGACCAUUGUCAUCGAAGCAACUCCAACACAGCUCUGA